Molecule: messenger RNA, 10989 nt
Organism: Equus caballus (horse)
Lineage: Eukaryota; Metazoa; Chordata; Mammalia; Perissodactyla; Equidae
Gene: SLCO5A1
Product: solute carrier organic anion transporter family member 5A1
Biological process (GO): sodium-independent organic anion transport; transmembrane transport
Cellular component (GO): plasma membrane
Molecular function (GO): protein binding
Source: RefSeq, a predicted model, not a curated record
UGGAGUCACAUUGUCCGUUUGUGAAAAAGUAAGGGUGGGCUUGAUGGAGAUCUUAAGAAGGAGACAGUGGCAGGGGAUAAGGAAAUGCAUGUUUUUGUACCAUUUGAUCAAUCAGUCAGGCAGCUUCCAGAAGACAAGCGCUGUCUCAACAUGGACUUCCAGCACACCCUAGCUGGGUUUUGGUGUCAGCUGGCCUAUUUUGUUCUCUAAGGAUCAACUGUAGAUACAGCGGUUGUUGGACUAAAGUGAGAUAAUUAACACAUUCAAGGUGCAUUGAAAAGUCAAGCUGCUAUCCAAUGAGAAGGGAGGGAGUAUAGAGUCAGGGUUAAGAGCAUGGAUUUUUGGAGUAUCCCGUUCAUGUGGUCCACACAUUAGCUCUGUGCCUUUACCAAGUUACUAAUCUCUCCACAUUCCACUCACCGUAUCUGAAAGUGGAGCCAACGCUCUCAUUGGAUAAGGCCAGGCAGCAAUGACGUGGCUUUGGCAUGGCAGUGAUGGCAAGCACAGUCACCAAUAAUCGUAGAACAAUCGCCCUCCCUCAUUAGGCCGCCAUGCCCUCUGUCUGAGCUCAACAGUGUCCCCCUACUUGCUACAGCUAACGGACUGUUUUCAGCAAUCGUCCUGUUUGACUUCCCUGCAGCCUUUUAGGCCUCUGACCACUCCCUUUGUAAAGUUUUCUGCUCCUUUGGCUCCCGUGACCCUCACUCUCUUCUGAUUCUUUGCACACUUCUUUGACCAUUGCUUCUAGUCUCCCUCCUUAGCUUUUUCCCUCUCCUUUUCUUAGGUUGUGGUGUCUCUAGAGCCCUGUCCUUAGUCUUUCUCUCCUCAGUUUGCGUGAUCUUCCUUAUCACCCCAGGCCACCUUUGGGCUGAUGACUCCUAAUCCAUAUACCUAGUCCAAACUUCCUGUGUGACCUCUAUCCAAUGACUUACGGACACGUAUGCCUGGAUGUCCUAAAGGCAUUUCAAAGUGAACGCAUCUAAAACAAGAACAUCUUCCCCCCAAGAGCAUGUUUCCCCUCUUGUGUUUUUAUGGGCCAUCAUCCACCCGGGCAGGUGUGAAACUUGAGAGACAUCCUGUAUCGGUCCAUUUUCUCACCCUCCAGAUUACAUCAGCUUCCAAGUCUGGCCACUUCUACCUUCUCAAUGUGUUUGCCAUCAGCUCCUGCCUCUCCAUGCCCCCUCACACUGCCUCAUCACAUUUUGCUCAGACACUGCCCGGCUCACUUGUCUCCACUCCCACAGUGUGGCCUCCUCUCACCCACCAUUGCAGAACCAGCUUUCUGAUGAGCAAGUCAGAAUGUCACUGUCCUUCAGUGCUCAUAGCACACAACCUAUGGAGCCCUUGCUGACGUUUUCUACUCUGACGCUCUUGCAGUCCGGUCCUCUGCCCCAUCCCUGCAAUCUCCCUGCAACUCAUCUACCUGUUAAUGGCAGCACCAUGCCCCUGUGCUCUUGCACAUGCCUUUCCUUCUGCCUGGAGGUGAAGAUAUAACAGGUUCACGGAUAUUAGAUUCUCCAGUGGCACCCUGCAUAGAAUGUACUGCGUUGUUUUAGGCUACUUACAGGGGUGUUUCUUCCACAAGACGGCAGUUUCUUCAGUCCAAGGAUCCUGUCCGACGCAUCUUUAGUCCCCAGAACCUACUAUGGUUCCUGAGACACUGUGGGUGCCCAUGGCAAGGAAUAAACGAACAGAAAUAACUUUUUUAAUUCAGAGCAGGCUCUCUGCUUUAGCAGCUCACUGUUUUGGAGACCUGCUCCCUCGUGGCUCCUCGCCUUCCGCCGCCGCUCAGGUGAAGGGCAGCGGGAUGGCUAGCUGCCUGUGGAUGGGGCUGGGCCGGGCUGGGGCCGCGCGCCUGCGCCCUCUGCCGCUCCUCUCCCGGCGCGUCUGUCCGUUAGGAGAGAAGCAGCUUGGGUGGCGGGCGAGGGGCUGUGGGGAAGAGUUCAGCCUAAGUCACAGUCUCAUCCACUGAUUUCUCCCGGCUGGACCGAGGCUGCCUCCCCAGGGGGCUCCCAACUACUGCUACCCCGCCACAGUCCCCACCUCCCGCCGCUCCGCUCUCAGCCAGCAGGACUGACCGACAGACUCGCGAGUUGGCAGCUUUGCGCCCCAGGGUGUCGCGAGCCGAGGGGGCGAGGACAGGGCGCCUCUGGCCCAGCCAGCCGGGCGGGAUGCGGCGCGGACAGCAGCGCUAAGCGCCCCCACGCUGGGCACGGGGCGUACUCGCUCCGGGCGGCGGGCCGAGCGGCGGCGGCGGAGGGGAUGCGCCCUGGACGCGCAGGGCUCUUGCCGCGAGCUACCGCCCCGAGGAGGACGCCGAGCAGGGCUCAUCGCAGGACCGCGCGGACCCCUGUCCCCCGGGGCACGCGGCUGCGGAGCCUCGGGGCCGCGUCUGAGGUCAGGAUGCCCUGGGCGCCUCGCUGCUGGUGAGGAUGCCCUGCUGCGCGGUUCUACCUCCCCAGCCCCGGUCCCUGGUGGGCAAGACUGCGUGGGCCCAACUUCGGCCCCUCGUGCCGGUGGAUGAAAAGCGCCAGAGUGCUUGAGUGCGAUCAGUGAUCGAAUCUGAAUUCUAAGAGCCAUGGACGAAGGCACGGGGCUGCAGCCCCAAGCGGGAGAGCAGCUGCAAGCACCGGCCACAGUAGGAGCUUUCCAAGAGAAGUGCGAACCAGAGACCUUCAGGUCCAAGAGUUUACCCGUCCUGAAUAGCACCUCCUGCCGGCCAGAUCUAAGUCCCGCGAGUGUAGACGCCAAGCCAGCCGUGGGCUGUACAGAUUCUUUGUGCCAACAGGAGUUGAAGCAAGGCCCGAGCCGGUUGGCCCCCAGCCCCUCUGCCCCGUGCACUUCGGCAGAGAUGGCAGGGCUCGUGGACUGUAACCACAGGGUGGACGUCAUCAAAACCGUGUCGGUGUCCUCCGCUUUGGCCACGCUCCAGGGGAGAAGGUGCCUCUACGUGGUCCUCACCGAUUCCCGUUGCUUCCUGGUUUGCAUGUGCUUUCUGACCUUCAUCCAGGCGUUGAUGGUCUCCGGGUACCUGAGCAGUGUCAUUACCACCAUCGAAAGGCGCUACAGCCUGAAGAGUUCCGAGUCGGGGCUGCUGGUCAGCUGCUUUGACAUCGGGAGCCUGGUGGUGGUGGUGUUCGUCAGCUACUUUGGCGGCCGGGGUCGGCGGCCCCUGUGGCUGGCCGUGGGUGGCCUUUUCAUCGCCGUCGGGGCUGCCCUCUUCGCUUUACCUCACUUCAUCUCGCCUCCCUACCAGAUCCAAGAGCUGAACGCCUCGGCCUCCAACGAUGGCCUGUGCCAGAGCGGCAACUCCACGGCCGCGUUGGAGCCUGCUGCCUGCCUGACGGACUCGGGAGGAAACAACCACUGGGUCUAUGUGGCUUUAUUCAUUUGUGCGCAGAUUCUCAUCGGAAUGGGCUCCACACCUAUUUAUACCCUGGGACCAACCUACUUAGACGACAAUGUCAAGAAAGAAAAUGCAUCCUUGUACCUAGCCAUCAUGUACGUCAUGGGAGCACUUGGUCCUGCUGUGGGAUAUUUAUUAGGUGGACUUCUUAUUGGUUUUUAUGUUGAUCCCAGAAAUCCUGUUCACCUUGACCAGAAUGACCCUCGUUUCAUUGGAAACUGGUGGAGUGGAUUCCUCCUUUGUGCCAUUGCAAUGUUUCUUGUGAUAUUCCCAAUGUUUACUUUUCCAAAAAAGCUUCCGCCUCGACACAAGAAAAGGAAAAAGAAAAAAUUUUCUGGUGAUGUUGCCAGUGAUGAUGACGUUAUGAAGGAGAAACCAAACAAUAGUGAACAAGUGGACAAAAAAGUUUCUUCUAUGGGAUUUGGCAAGAAUGUCAGAGACCUACCAAGAGCAGCUGUCAGAAUCUUAAGCAACCUGACAUUCCUUUUUGUGAGUUUGUCAUACACAGCUGAGAGUGCCAUUGUAACUGCUUUCAUUACCUUCAUUCCCAAGUUCAUCGAGUCACAGUUUGGUAUUCCAGCUUCCAAUGCCAGCAUCUACACUGGUGUCAUUAUUGUCCCCAGUGCCGGCGUCGGUAUUGUCCUGGGAGGCUACAUUAUAAAAAAAUUGAAACUUGGUGCAAGAGAAUCUGCAAAACUCGCAAUGAUCUGCAGUGGUGUGUCUUUGCUGUGUUUUUCCACUCUGUUUAUUGUCGGAUGUGAAAGUAUUAAUCUAGGGGGCAUCAACAUCCCUUACACAACAGGACCUUCUCUCACCAUGCCUCAUAGGAAUCUGACAGGAAGCUGCAAUGUUAAUUGUGGUUGUAAAACACACGAGUACGAGCCAGUCUGUGGAUCAGAUGGAAUUACGUACUUUAACCCUUGUCUGGCUGGCUGUGUUAAUAGUGGUAAUCUCAGCACUGGGAUAAGAAAUUACACAGAAUGCACCUGUGUCCAAAGCCGGCAAGUGAUCACGCCACCCACAGUGGGACAGCGCAGUCAGCUCCGCGUGGUUAUUGUCAAAACAUAUCUCAACGAGAAUGGCUAUGCUGUGUCCGGGAAGUGUAAACGGACCUGUAAUACCCUCAUCCCAUUCUUGAUUUUUCUUUUCAUAGUCACCUUCAUCACAGCAUGUGCCCAGCCAUCAGCCAUCAUAGUAACACUCAGGUCUGUCGAGGAUGAGGAGAGACCCUUUGCACUGGGGAUGCAGUUUGUUCUGCUGCGAACACUUGCGUACAUUCCUACCCCGAUUUACUUCGGAGCAGUUAUCGAUACCACUUGCAUGCUCUGGCAACACGAAUGUGGCGUACAAGGCUCCUGCUGGGAGUACAACGUGACCUCAUUUCGUUUUGUCUAUUUCGGUUUGGCGGCCGGCCUCAAAUUUGUCGGCUUCGUUUUUAUUUUUCUGGCCUGGUACUCCAUUAAAUACAAGGAGGACGAACUGCAGAGGCGGAGGUGGCGAGAAUUCCCGCUGAGCACUGUGAGCGAGAUGGUCGGCCGCCCCGACACCGCCGCCGAGAAGUACGCCCGGACUAGAUCUUGCCCAGCAAUCAGCACCCAGGGAGAAUUCCACGAAGAGACUGGGCUGCAAAAGGGGACCCAAUACACAGCACAGACCUACCCGGGACCCUUCCCAGAAGCAAUAAGUCCCUCCCCAGACCCAGGGCUGGAAGAAAGCCCUGCUGCCAUGUAGCAUCCGUCUUGAAGCUUGAAAAUGGAAGACUUUGGUUUUGUUGGUUGAGUUGAAUACGGCGACUUGAGAAACACUCGUGCCUUCUUUUCUUUCUUUUUUUAACCUCUAAAGACACAAUCCUCAAACCGACAAAACUCAGUAUACACAGCCACUGUUGACUGUGGGCUGGAUACCUCAACAAGACUGAGAGCCUUUUCCCCGCUUCUCUCCAGGAAGGAGGUGUUUCGAUUUGUUACCAUUUCUGCUAUGUUCAUUUAAUGCUCAUGCUCCAGUGCGGUAUCAGGCUGAGGUCCAUGGUUAACAAAAUCAUGAGAAGCGCAAUGGUGGUGCCUAGCAUUAGCAUACACUCCAACAAAGGUGACCUUCACCAUGACUUUGCAUUUACAGAUCAAAGUUUUUAGGUAUGAACACCUACUGUGAGUUCUGCAACAAAGCACAAAUGAAUUUGCCUCAACUAUGCAAUCUGAUUGGGAAAAUGGAAGUGCAGCACGUUAGUUUGGCUUUCAGAAACUAAAGCAGAUAUGUUUUUGAAAAGAGGAAGCUGAACUUUCCCCAAAGUACUGUUAAUAGCAUUUUAAGCCAUAGCAGAGUUAUAAAUCAGGUAGAAUUUUUCAGAUGCUUCAAAGGAACCAUAUGCAUAGCCUGAUAAAAGGAAUAGCGGCUUCAUUUCACAGAACUCAUUCUCUUUUAGUCUGUCUGCCCCAUCGUAGGGUAGUGAAAGAGGCUGCUGAAACAUAUAUCUGAUAGCUUGAAUAUAAACUCCACUAUUCUUCUGUGAGGAGCUUUAGAACUAGUGUGCUAAAUAAUAUGGCUAGAAAAUAUAAUUUGAGAUGCGUAAUAAGGAAAGAAACUGAUGGCUUUCUCAUCCAAAGAAAAUUGCUGCAGAAAUUAUUUUAGCUUUUAAGGGCCCACCUAAGGGUAGUUAAGAAUUGCGACGUUGACACUCAAAAUAGUUGGAAAAAGAAAUUCUACAAAAGUCAGAUUGAGUCCCACCUGCUCAUUUUAGUUAUAUAUCUAGAAGCACUAGCAAAUCUGUCUAGUUUUCUUUUUUGUGUAUAGAAAAUUGCUGUGGUUGCUCCUGAAAUUGAGUCAUUAAAUCAGAAGGGCUAGACCUGUGAUAGGAAAAUCGCUUUGAGUACAGGAGGAGGGAGAUGUGUGAGCUGGAUCGAGAAUAUGAGCGUAAGUCCUGAUUGAAAAUUAUUUAAAAUGAGCUGGUCUGUCCUACUGCAUCCUAGUUUCUCAGAGUUAGAAUCAUUUUACACCUCUCUUUGGUUCCUUCCUACUGGAAACUUCCUGAACUGAUUCUGAGUGGGGAUUUUUCUGUUCCUAAAUGCACUUUGGGUUCUUUAUCCAUCAUCCUUUCCAGUUCCGCCCAGCACAUCACUUUGACUUAGACGCCACACGGCAUGCUUUCUACAUGGUUCUUACAGUAGACGCCUCCUGACAGCACGAUGGACUGAUCGUAGGUUAACUCAUGGGCUCUGGCUGCUCAGAAAGAGCAUCAUCACAGUUCAGAUUUAGGAGGGCCUGUGAGGUCCAAGUACCCAUAUAAUUGUGAACUGUUUCUGCCAAGAAGCCUAUGUUUCUGUAGGGCAAAUUUGGGAAUUGGUUUCCUUGGCUGGUUUACACUCUUUCACAGAGGGGAUGUGAUUGACGGAACUGCUCCUUGAUUCAGGGUUUUGCCCUCUUAUCCUUGGCUGUACUGGUGGAGUUUCGUGAAUAUUCCUGGGUACAAAGUUGUUUUCCUCUCUACCCAAGAAUGACAUUGGCCAAAUGAUUCCCUUGGUUGCGUGUAGUUUGUGGAGAGAGUUAUUACUAUUAGACUGAAUCAUGUCUACAAGGGGUGGAGCCAGUGGUCUCAGGUGACGAGGACUUCGCCUUGAGCAGUCUUGUUUGGCUAAGUCCUAAGAACCAGUGUUGCCUGUAAUUACACUAGUGUCUCUCAAACUUUGGUCAACGUGGUGUAUAUCGAAGGUCUUCAGAGAAUAUUGCUGAUUAACCUAGUGUCGACUCUGGGCCUCAGGGUUCCCCUGUUCCCUUUAUGGGACAUCUUUGAUCCUUUAGAAGAGAAAGUUUCCUUUUGUGUUGGAACUAAAGAUAUGUAGGCUUGGGAGAGGUGAUAUUUUCUUAAUUUUCCUCUGAUCAUUAAGAAACUGCAUUGAGAGAAUUUCAGUGGGAUUGGCACUUUUAUUUUUUAGGAAGAUUAGCCCUGAGCUAAUAUCCACAGCCAAGCCUCCUCUUUUUGCUGAGGAAGACUGGCCCUGAGGUAACAUCUGUGCCCAUCUUCCUUGACUUUAUAUGUGGGGCUCCUGCCACAGCAUGGCUUGCCAAGUGGUAUGUAGGUCUGCACCCGGGAUCCGAACCGGUGAACCACGGGCCUCUGAAGCCGAGUGCACAAACUUAACGGCUAUGCACCAGGCUGUGUCUGGCUGUUUUUUUUCAUCGCUAAGAUUGUGUGUUCCAACAUUCUUAGAAUUUCUCUCUUCUUGGUAGUACAUUUUGAAAAGGAUCCUCUCUCGGAACUCCAGCAUAGGAAAUGAUGGGCUCAUCCGGUGUGAAUAGAGAGCCCAUCCCUUUCUCUACCUUGAACAGUCACCCAGUUCAGCAGUCAUUGGCCGGGCGCCAGUUCUCUCUCAGUCACCAUUUUACCCAAUUACCAUCUGCCACUCUGAAAUCCUUUGAGUUGAGUAGGCCAGAAUUCAAAGAAAUCGGCCUGAAUUGUGCACCACAAUGUUAAUAUUGUACUUUCUCAACUAUCCGAUACCUGUAACUAGCAGGGAGAUCAUUAACGUGUUGGUGAAUGUAGAAUGAGUAGCACAGAUCAUGGGGGACUGAAGUUUCAGAAUAAGUACCAGUUAAGAGUUGUCCCCAAAUUGCUUUGGGCUCUGGUAGCAUCAUUGGAGUGUUACACAGUCAACUAAAGUGACUUUUUUAUAGACGACACCAUUUAAUUGUAUAUAUGAGGUUCUUAUAUGUUUGUUAAUAAAUUAGUCAUGUUACUUGAUAGUCACAGCUCCUAUUAUAAGUUGAGUUGUCACUCUCCAUGAGUUUAGGCUUCUAAUUACUUGGUUUGAGGAAGGGUCAUUUUAUUCCUCUAUAAACUCUGUAGAUUCAUGUAUUAUUUGGCUUUAAUAUGCAAAUAUAAUGUCCUUGAGUCUAGCCUAUUAAUUUAGACACUCCCAGGGGUGGGGUGGGUGGUGGGUUCUUUUGGUUAUCUUCAUUAGCAUGAAAUCUUCAUCCUUUGUAGGUGGAUUUCAUUCUUGAAAACAGUCUAGAGUCAUUCAGAACUAAGGUGGGGGGAAGAAAGGAGGAGCAGAGAGGUAACAAAGUAGCAUUUGUUGUGUUGACUAUUUGCAGAACAUUUUGUCAAGCGCUUAAUAUACACCAUUCAUUUUAAUCCUCUCAAUAGCUUUGCAAGAUAACUAUUUUUAUUUGGUUUUUAAGAUCAGAUGAUGAAAACUGAAGCUCAGAGAGGUAAAGUAACUUGCUUUGGAUUGCACAGAGCAGCCAAUCAGGGUUCAGACGCAGGUUUCUCAUCUCCAUGGCCCACUUCUUACACUACAUGACGCAGAUGAUAGUUUUGGUUAACAAAGGCAAGCUAUGACUAAGCGCGGUAAGGCAUUUCAUUUUUUUGAUGUGUUACUGUUUCUGAAGAGUAGAAAAGUUACUAUUUCUUUGUAAAAUAGAAAAAAAUCUCGAGGAAACAUCAAAAUUUAAUGUUUAGCUUUUCAAGGAAAUUUACGUUUAUUUAGCUAAGUGUUGUAUUCAGAAUUGUUUGUCAUAAUAUACCUCAAGUAUUUAUUUAUAGUUCAUAUUUAAUAUAGAACAAAUCCAAUUUUGGUGUUGACAUUGAGUCUUAGUAGAGUUUCUGGAAUGAAGCAGAUGAGGAAAAGUAGUUCAGAUUGAUUGAAUCUGAGCUUUGGGGAUUUCAAAUGCAUGCUUUUUUUUUUUCCUCUUUCAGAAUGUUAACAUUUCAAUUUUGGUGAAUAUCGGUUUUAAGUUUCCUAAUAAAAAUUUUAAGUGAACAUAUACAAAGUGUUACAUGUUAAAUGAACAGAUGCAAAAUGUUAUAAGUUACAUACCGAACCAGCGACCCGAUUGUUACCGCUAGUAGCUGCUGUAAGAGACUGGAGCGUACACUUGUAAAUUUCAGCCAUCAGAGCCAGAAGUAAUGGCAGUCCUACAUUUUCACCAACCAUGGAGCAAAUUCUUCCUCAGUCUCCAAUUCCAGCUUGCGUUCUGUGGUAGAUUUGGAGCCAGAAAAUUUCUUUUUGGGGCCUAUUUUGCAUCAACCAUAGAUGCCCCAAACAGAAGCUUCAUAGUUUGAAUGGACCUGAAGCAUUUGUGGAAAUUUUCUGGUGUGCCUGGGAGCAGUGGGAGAGCCCAAGUCUGGAGUGGUAGCCAAUUAUACUUUGUCACUUUGUGUGUACUUAAAACAUCCUAAAUGGCGCAGAAACAUGAAUAUAACUAUUGAUAUAUAGGUGCGUACUGAGUAUUCUAAGUAGCAGAUAGAUAUCAAAUUACUGUAUAAGCCCAGAAUCGCCUAGACAGCAGGUCUGCUAAUUCUCUGUUAUACAGACCAGUAGGUAGCCUUUACACGUUUUCGCAUUUCUUCUUUCAUAGUACCGAAGGGAGUGCUGUGGCUGGCAGGUGAAGUUAGUGGCCUUGUGCCCUUUAUCUUUUCUGUCUUCUCUUCUUUCCUCAUCUUCUGGGAUGCUGCUGGCUGUAUCUGUCUCAGACCUGUUGCUAUAUUGGAAUCAGAUCUGUGUAUGUUUGAAGAGGUUAUUUUAAGCACUUCAUUUUUACUCAGCCCUAGGAAGGGUCAAGUAUGAUGAAGACCCUCCCUGGGUAUUUGCUUUUGCAACAUUAAAAAAAAAAAAAAAGCCUCGGUGCUAAAAGUAUUUGAUGAUGCAUGCUCAACCACAAAAAUGUGCCACUGAAUUCACAGUAUUUCACUGAUAAAGGACUGCAUGUGCUUUGCUUUUGGAAAUGUAAAGAAAACCCAGAAAACAGGCACUCAUUACUCUCAUUACAAUAGUGAAUACAAGAACUUUACACACAAAAAUGAAGAGCGUAAGGGGGAAUACUUUUUCUAUGGAAAACUCAGCGCUUUUGAUAUUUAUUUUAGCAAGAAUAAUCAGAUGCUGAAAAUAAUUUCAGAGAGAGGGGGGAAAAUAUUUCAGAUAAUCUUUUCAUAUUUCUUCUCCAAAAAACUUACGCCAUGUCAGGUGUUUUUAAUAUUGGGGUUUGAAGGUGUCGUCGUCUUCUGCCAUUCUACUAUUACAUGUUAAAAUCCAAGAAGAAGAUAUUAUAGAAAACUAAGGUAAUUGCAGGGACAUAUUAAACCAAAGGGGUGAACAAAAGAAGUUUAAAGUUUGUAUCUAGAAAUGAAAAAUAAGAAUAAUUGGUAAGACUUUAUAGUGGGCAUUUUUCUUAAAAUACAUACCUCUAACCCAAACCCCAAAGGUUAAUUUAGAAGCACGAAUCAGGCAGGCGAGCCUCUUAACUCUUUUGUUAAAAGGAAAUGUAAUACUGUGUCAAAUCAAUCGUCGUUAGGAUCCUAGUGGAGUGUGUGUGUUCCGCGUGUGUGUUUCUGUAUGUAGAGGUGUGCUUGUGAUGAAAGACUGUUUUGAAUUGUUGCAUAAAGGAGUUUGAUUUUGUGAUUUUUUAAAAUGAAUAUUUAUUUGGAGACCUCUUAGGGUAAUUUAAAAGAUGUAUCAUUUCCUUGUGUUUGAUGAAAUCUAUUGUCAAUGUACUAAUAAACCUUGGUUUACAUCAUCUUGAAUACUUGAUCAUUGAAAAUUAAGGAAAAAAGUAAAAAAAAAAAAAGAAUAAAGUGUGUUGGAUUGAAA